This is a messenger RNA of Aspergillus bombycis, 2169 nucleotides long. Its product is annotated as fungal specific transcription factor domain-containing protein. The transcript is spliced from 4 exons. The coding region runs from base 1 to 2169 and encodes 722 amino acids. Gene Ontology annotation, biological process: positive regulation of transcription from RNA polymerase II promoter by galactose; DNA-templated transcription. NCBI's taxonomy places the organism in Eukaryota, Fungi, Ascomycota, Eurotiomycetes, Eurotiales, Aspergillaceae. Gene Ontology annotation, molecular function: RNA polymerase II cis-regulatory region sequence-specific DNA binding; DNA-binding transcription factor activity, RNA polymerase II-specific; zinc ion binding. The record is from RefSeq and is a predicted model, not a curated record. Gene Ontology annotation, cellular component: nucleus.
AUGCAAGAUCUGCCAGUAAUGAUCAGUGCGUCAGAUGGCACGCAAUGCAGAGUCCAAGAUGCUGACAUUGAGCGUAGGUAUCUUCGGAUGCUUCAUCAUCGGAUCCGAGAGCUGGAGGAAACCUGCACCAAAGCAGGGGUCGCCGUACCUGCAUUUGGAGGCGAGAGCCUCAUGGACAACUCUGUAACAACUGAGAACGAUCCGGGUGACUCCUCCGGGUUGCUGGAUCCGGCCAUAUCGUCCACUACAACGGGCGCGCAAGCACAACAACCAUCGCCUACACACCACAUAGAGCCGGCCAGAUCGCAUCCGGUGAACAGUGACGCGCGUGUAUAUAGUUCUCCCUUGACGGAGACUGAGAUCUACCCGUCGACUCCAUUUGAACCUCAUAGUAACGUCACUGGAAUGGGCGCGAUCAGUUCUGCCGAUGAGUCUGAAAGACCUACCUCACGGCACAACAAUUCGCAACAUCUCAGAACAAACCCCGAGUCCAUUACGUCGAAGGAAGAGAUGUCGUCCUUCACACAAGGUGCCGGGGCACCCCAGAGCAAGUUUCAGGUCGAUGAGCUUCUCCUUCCGCCAAGGGACUUGGCAGAUCACCUAUUGGACUGCUUCUGGGACCGGAUCUACUGCCUCUACCCAUUUUUUCACCGUCAGAGUUUCCAAGACGCCUACGACAAUCUAUGGAUCGGACGUGAGCAGCCCACCAAACCAUUGAGCAACCUUGAUAUUGGGCUGGGAAACAAAAAUCAUUCGGGGUCUCGAUCGAUCGUGUUCAUUUGUGCGCUGAACAUUAUUUUUGCUCUUGGCUGCCACUUUGCCGACAUACCGGCCCACGAGCGAGAAGCGGUUGCCCAUACGUUCUUUCUCAGGGCGAAAAGAUUUAUUGGUCUUGACAUACUAGACAUCCGCAGCGUCGGCACUGUCCAAUGUCUUCUCCUCACCGUAUUAUUUCUACAGUCAACGCCCUACCCCCAUCGAUGCUGGCAUUCCAUAGGUGUGGCUUGCCGCGUGGCCCAGGGACUGGGCCUCCAUGAAGCGCGAUUAGAUGACGAGGUACAUCCGCUCGAACAAGAAAUCCAACGCCGGACAUGGCAUGGAUGCGUGAUGAUGGAUAUGUUUGUAAGCAUGACUUACGGUCGGCCCACGAUGACCUCCCAUUUACCAAGUGUUCCACCUCCGGCAUGCUCUGAAGCGGGAUCCGGGGAAGACCAAAGCCCAUCGGUGAUGGUCUUCUACAUCGCCACCAUAGAAAUGUACGGAAUCCUAGACACUAUAUUAUCUGACGUGUAUAAGGUCUGGUGGAGCAAAAGCAGUGCAACCCCGGGUGAUUCCACAGCAAACCAGGGAGGCUUGGAUGUUAUUAUCUAUUUGGAAGAGAAGCUGUUCGAGUACGAGUCCAACCUACCAUCGUUCUUGAACUGGACGAAGCCAACGACGCCAGCAACUAUAUCAGCCAAGCAGCUCAUCUUGAGACGCCAGAGAAACGUCCUCCAUGCAAGAUUUCUCUACCUCCAUCUCCUUCUAUAUCGACCAAUUUUCACGCAACUCUGUUCCGAGAAUCCGGGUCGCACCCAUGACACAGACCGCCGCAGUACAACUCAUAGCAUGAUCAAAACAUCGCUCUUGACGAAAUGUGCGGCCGCUUGUGUUCAAGCAGCGAUCAACCUCAUCUGCCUCGUCCAUGACACCCAUCUGGAUCCCGCAACCGACACUUGGUGGUAUAACGGGUUUUAUCUAUCGACCGCAGGCAUGGUAAUAAUAAUGUCUUACACCUGUCGCCCCAUUUGGGACGAGCUAGACAAAGCAACCAUCGACUCAACAUGGGCUAAGUGCGAGGAAGUUCUACGAAAAAUGGGACCAUUCAGUGUGUCGGCCCGAAACACUAUACAGUUCCUACAAGCCACGCGCAACCAAGUCCUGGCUACUCACCAGCAGAGACCAUCGGCAGCGGCAUGUAGCACAACUACCAAUAGUGAACCGCAGCGUCAACACAUCAGCUCACAGACCAACCAAAUCCAGCUGACUGGCGUUGAGCUUCUACCACAGGAAGGGCCCAGUGGGCUCACUUGGGAUACUUCCACGGAACCCCUAGCAUACGAUCUGGGGUUUCUGGGACCCUUUGAUUUCAACGAACUGCAGGGAUGGUUGCCUGAGUGGAAUGCUUGA